This is a messenger RNA of Prosopis cineraria, 4887 nucleotides long. Its product is annotated as putative pentatricopeptide repeat-containing protein At1g12700, mitochondrial. The transcript has 3 exons. The record is from RefSeq and is a predicted model, not a curated record. Gene Ontology annotation, molecular function: protein binding. Bases 480 to 2297 code for a protein of 605 amino acids. Lineage: Eukaryota; Viridiplantae; Streptophyta; Magnoliopsida; Fabales; Fabaceae.
AAUAGCGGAUUCGUUUCUCGUCGUCGACGAACAAGCAUUCCACACUCCGUCCGACGCCGUCUGUCAGUCCUGCGUGGUUGUUGUCUGGCAAGCAGUAAAGGAUGUUCGAAUCCCAGAGCCUUUUCUACUGCCAAAAUCGGGUGAAAAAAUUUACACUUAUUGGUGACAUCUGUAAAGUUCAAAAACCUGUCCUAAAACCUAAGUAGAGUUUGUUCUGUAGACUUCUCAACAUCUCGUUUGUCCAAAACAGCUCCGACUCACAUGGUUUAGCCCCAGAAUAGUGAAGAAGGGAGCUUGGUCUGCUGCUGCGUUUUGGGUGAAUUUGGAAGCUUUGAUGCUUCAACCAUCUUGGUAAAGUUCUUAUCCUCCUCUUUCGUUUUCCCUCUCAAUUUUCCAACGUUAGAUUCAGCAUUGAAGGAAAUCUCCCUCUCUAUUUGCUAUCUUGAUAGUGAGGAUUUGAUGUCGACUUGUCUAAUCCUAUGCUACGAAGAAUAGGUUCCUUUUCUUGGUUACCUGUUCUUCUUCUGCAAGACAUUGGUGUCACUGCUCGUUCCAGAACUCCUCUUGUCAUCCUAUCACGUUACUUUCCUUGUGUUGUCAUCUCCUCUUGUUCUCCAACCUUCUGCACCACAAUUGGCGCAGCAGAAAUCGACCCCCAUUUCUUAAAUUUUAUGAGAAAUAAAUGCAGGUUUGGAAGAUUGAAAAGUGUUGAUGAUGCCAUAAGAUUUUUUCAUAUGAUGGUUAAGAUGAAGCCUUUGCCAUCCGUGUUGGACUUCACAUUAUUGUUGGGGGUGAUUGUGAAGAUGAAGCAUUAUACAACAGCGAUUUCAUUUAUUAAAGAAAUGUCUUCCUUAGGUAUAAAAUCUGAUAUAUAUACUCUUAAUAUUGUGAUAAAUUGUCUAUGCCAUUUAAAGCGUGCAGAUUAUGGGUUCUCAGUUUUGGGUACAAUGUUCAAAGUUGGAUUGGAGCCUACUGUAGUGACUUUUACCACUCUUAUUAAUGGAUUUUGUAUAGAAGGAAACUUGGUUCAAGCAAUAAGAUUGCUUGAACAUACAGAAAAGGUGGGGUAUGAAUCUGACAUUCACACCUUUGGGGUGAUAAUAAAUGGUUUGUGCAAUAUUGGUGACACAUCUGGUGCAAUUAAGUGCCUAAGGAAGUUGGAGAAAAGAAUCUGGAAACCAAAUGUUGUAGUUUAUAGCAUGAUUAUGAAUAGUUUGUGCAAGGAUGGAUUGGUAUCUGAGGCUUUAAGCUUGUGUUCAGAAAUGACUAGCAAAGGUAUUCAGCGUAAUGUUGUCACUUACACUUGCUUAAUUCGAGGUCUAUGUAAUUCUGGUAGAUGGAAGGAAGCUAGUGCCAUACUGAAUGAGAUGAGGCAAAGGGGGAUCGUGCCAGAUGUUAAAACUUUUAACGUUUUAGCAGAUGCCUUUAGCAAAGAGGGAAUGAUUAUGGCUGCUAAAAGCAUAAUGGGUUUUAUGAUUCAGAUGGGGGAGGAGCCUGAUGUUUUCACUUAUAACUCAUUGAUUGAUGGAUAUUGUUUGCAAAAUCAAAUGAUUGAGGCCACAAAAAUAUUUCAUUUAAUGGUUAACCAGGGCUGUUUACCAGAUAUUGUAAGUUAUAGUUCAUUGAUCCAUGGAUGGUGUAAAGUAAGAAACAUUGAUAAUGCGAUGCAUCUCUUGGAUGAAAUGAUUAGUAAGGGAUUUAUUCCUGAUGUUGUUACAUGGACUACUCUUAUAGGUGGGUUAUGCCAAGUAGGCCGACCACUUGCUGCCAAAGAACUGUUUUUUAAUAUGCACAAAUAUGGCCAAGUUCCCAAUCUCCAGACUUGUGCCAUAAUAUUGGAUGGACUUUGCAAAUGCCAACUUCAUUCUGAGGCAAUAUCAUUAUUUUCUGUAAUGGAAAAGAGUAAUAUGGAUCUUAAUAUUGUGAUCCACUGUAUUUUGCUUGAUGCAAUGUGCAGUUCUCGAAAGCUCAAUGCUGCACGGGAACUGUUUUCUAGUAUGCCUGCUAAAGGGUUGCAAAUGAAUGUUUAUGCUUAUACCAUAAUGAUUAAAGGUUUCUGUAAAGAAGGACUUUUGGAUGAGGCUGAAAACUUAUUGACAAAUAUGGAAGAGAAUGGUUGCGUGCCUAAUAGUUGCACUUACAACGUAUUUGUUCAAGGACUGCUUCUAAAAAAGGAGACUUCAAUGACAAUGAAAUACCUUAAAAUAAUGAAAGAGAAAGGUCUUGUUGCAGAUGCUGCCACUGCUGAAAUGCUAGUCAAUCACAUAUCCUCUAAUCAAGAAGACAUAGCAUUCUGAUAUUUUUUUUAAUACAAGAAAACUAAUGCAUUUUCUUGCAUGGAUUUAAGAAAGCACACACGACUUUCAGAAAUCUGAAGGUAUUUCUAUUUUAAUGAUAUGUCUUCUCCAUGUGAAAUAGUAGCUUUGUAUGUAACUGCUAUAUGACUUAAUAAAAAUCCAAGAGAAACUGAAUGACUGUCUCUUUAACAAGACAUUCUUUUGAAGAAUAUACAUUACCUGCUUUCACUUCCUUUAGAUUAUCAAGCGUACAGGUAAACUCUUUUCCAGCAAGUUGUAUCAAUAUUUGUGCACUAUAUAGAAGUUUAUAAAUUGCAUUUAUGAUGCCUUUUGAAAAAUAAAAACAUAGUUUUUUUUUUUUAAUAAUUUCAUUGACAUGUGGUGAAUUCCGUUUGGACAAUUUCUGUGGUAUUUCGCCUUAAAAGCACCAGUCCAAGGAGGAUUGAGGACCCUUCUGUUCGAUAUUCUUCUUAAAGGGUACUAGUUGGUCCACAUGCAGAGUAGAAGACCCUGCUUUUCUUCCUAUUAUGCAAGUUUCUAAUUUCCUUUUACCAAAUGUCAAGGAUCUACUAUUCUUCAUGAUCAACUUAUUAUGAAUUUUGUGCUUUGACUGUUUCAUGUUUUUACAACUUGAACAUGUUUUGCUGAUGUCAUUUAGCUUCAUGUGCACCAAUGAUGGUUUUCAUUGUGGCUUCAAACUAAGUAAAAACCAUGUAUGGGAUUUUAAAUUGAUUUUGCACUUAAUUCACUGAACUUCAUGCCACUUUGGAAGUUUUUGUUCUUCCAAAUGACUUGAUAAGUUUUUGGUGAAUAUCUUUUUGAAGGUCAGUCUAAUUUACUACAAGCUGCAUUUUAACAUGUACUCAAUGUGAUUGUAUUUGAAAAUGUUUCUCAUUUAUUUUUAUAGAAAAUUACAAUUACAAUGAUUUCAUUCUUUUAUUCAUGCUGACCCUUUUUUUAAUAGUAAUAUUUUCUCCUGCAAAGAAGUGGCUCUUAUAUCUGAAAUGCUAGAAUGCUAAAUAUUGAAGGUUAUUGGAUCAUUCAACAUCUAGAGUUCAAAAUUAUUUAAUCUGGAGCUUAUGAAUUUUGAUACAACCCUGCCCAAAAUGUUAAUGAAACUACAGAGAAAUGAAUCCAAAGUAGGCACUAAAUGGCAAAAUACUGAGUUUUUGCUAUUAAUGCUUGGAUAUCCGAAUCAGUAUUACAAAAGGACAGACUGAUUUUGGCCAAAACCCUAUUCCCAUACACAAGUACAAUGAAAAAUAAAAGACAGAACAGAACAAAGUAAGGUCCCUCACUGUAUUUGAGAGACCAACAAUCUCCUCACAACUUUUGAACCUCACAAAACAAUGACUGAGAGCACCCAAAACCAGAUACAAUGUACUAGUAGCAGCCAAAAAGUGACCCACGUGUUUAGCCUGAGAUUAAAGCCACUCUACAGUAUCAUUGCCAAUCCCUGAUAGCCUGGACCCUUAGGAUAAUGACCUGAACCUGUCACUUCUUUCUGCUCUAACCCUUGUUUCUCUUUUACUUUCCUUUUAUAUGUUUGAGUAAAACCAGCAGCUAAAUCAAAUUUCUUCCACCUGGUUCAAAGGGCAUAAUGAAAGUCAGGGGCACACAACUGAUGAAAGGAUACUACAAGAAGCUGUUGGUGUCCUUGGUCCGCAUUGAGUGUGACAUUUGACACUGAAGUAGCUCUCCUUUGCAAAGUACUCUGGGUUUGUUAGAAACAAGAGGCCUUUGAUAAGGAUGGCUGGCUGAAUACAAGAUAAAUUUUUUAUUAAUGAUUUUUUUUUUUUAAAGUUGGGAGGAUCUCCUCAUGUGGACUCUCUUGCUUGCUGGCCUCAGCAGAUGAGGCAAUAAUAGGAUGAGGGAGUGCCAAGUUUGUGGAAGUCGCUCUAGCAAUCUGCAUGAUGUUUGAGACUGCAUAUCUCGCAUCUAUAGAUUGACUGUGAAUCCACUUACUUGAAGGGAGAUGUGCAUUGCAUGGAACUUUCUUUUCGACUGUCGAGAUCUUAUUUGAAUAGCCUAGAUUUUGGAUUUUGUGCUUUUCAAAUUGUCUUUUUUUUUUUUUUAAGGUCAGAUGGAAAUCUGUGUUUAUUUUUAAUUCUAUUCGCUUCAAAAAAUAAAAAUAAAAGAUCAUGACCAUCCAAAUCAGAUCUGACUGGUUUAUGCUAAAGAUGUACAGAGGAUCUAAAUUAUCUUUAGGUUGCUGCCAUGAGAUAGAUUGGUCAUCCUGUCUGAAUCAUCCUUUGCUGAAAAUUAUGUUUUUAUUAUAUCUAUAAUAGGCUUUUUCAAAUGCAAAUUUCCUUCUGUUAUGACUUACAGACACUGUUGAUUGAGACCUCUUAAUUAAUAAUAUUUUUAAAAACUUGAUAAAUGAUAGAGCGCAAUGACAUUAUAUAAUCCAUGUAGCUGAUCCCACCUAGUGGUAUAAAGUUUUUUGUUGUUGUUGUUGUAUGACUGACAGAGGGGUUUAGGUUUGGCCUUUGAAACAUUUCAGAUGCAAACUGUUACAAGUUUGGCAUCAUUUAUUGAGGAUUUCUUAUUGCAUCAGUGCAUCGCCAUCAUCAAUAGAGCGUAUUUUGUA